This is a messenger RNA of Callorhinchus milii (elephant shark), 491 nucleotides long. It is a transcript of the gene mrpl33, whose product is annotated as mitochondrial ribosomal protein L33. Bases 61 to 309 code for a protein of 82 amino acids. Gene Ontology annotation, biological process: translation. The record is from RefSeq and is a predicted model, not a curated record. Gene Ontology annotation, cellular component: mitochondrion; ribosome. Gene Ontology annotation, molecular function: structural constituent of ribosome. Lineage: Eukaryota; Metazoa; Chordata; Chondrichthyes; Chimaeriformes; Callorhinchidae. The transcript has 4 exons.
UUAUCCUCUGCGGGAAGAAGUUCCUCCUAAAUACCAUUUUGGAUCUCCGAGUUGCUACCUAUGUCGCCUGGUUACAGAAACAGUGGUUGCACACGAGUAACAAACAGUCCAAGAAGCAGCUUUCCCCAACACAUCGCAAAGGGCAAAUCCAAGAGCAUCCUGGUCAAGAUGGUGAGUGCUGCAGGCACUGGCUACUGCUUUAAUGCAAAGAGGAGCCGACAAAGGGAAAAACUGAUCCUGAGAAAACAUGAUCCUAUAGUAAACCAGCAUGUCCNUUUUUUAGAAAAGAAGAAAAUCAAAUCAAUUUAACAAACUCGGAGUUUAAAUGGACUGGCUCCAUACAGGACUGUUCAGAAUCGAAUGAGACUCAGACGUUUUUGUAUGAAGAUGGUGAUAGAACAAAAGGCAAAUAAGAAAAUAGGAUUUGAAGUCUUUAUUAACAAUUUGCUGUUAGUUUUCUUGAAUUCACAAUAAAAUGUGUUUUAUAUAUA